Bipolaris sorokiniana ND90Pr is the source of this 941-nucleotide messenger RNA. RefSeq lists its product as uncharacterized. The record is from RefSeq and is a predicted model, not a curated record. Bases 129 to 581 code for a protein of 150 amino acids. NCBI's taxonomy places the organism in Eukaryota, Fungi, Ascomycota, Dothideomycetes, Pleosporales, Pleosporaceae. The transcript has 4 exons.
CCUGGCUCAAAAUAUAAAGACGAAAAUACACCUUCGGAUCCCCCUACUUCGGCCAUACAUUUUCAUAUCCUAGUCUGCGUAUCGCUGGCUGUCGCAAUACACCGAGUUUCGAAACAGAGUUGCCAAAGAUGUCAAUGCCCCCUCUUCCUCAGAGCGCCGACAAAAGUGCAAUCUGCGCUCGAUUAGGCCUUAGUGAUCGUAUUCACAAACUGCUCUUGAAAGAAGCCGAAAUCGCUCGAGAUGCACUAAGCAGUAACCCGUACAAUUUGACAGACCAGUCCAAGACAGAUCCGUCCGUAUGCGAGCCCUACAGGUGGGACGAGAUAUCCGAGACCGCAAAGCAUUCGUGUGUGUUAACGGUGGUUCGCGAUGCCUGCCCUGAGACUCGUCCAUAUUAUUACAUGGGCUGUUACAGAACCGCAGUCAAUGAAGAGAACUGGGUCGCUAGAUGGUAUCUUUGGCACAGCUUUCGCUAUAGGGACAACAGACCGAGAGACAGGAACGCAAACAACAAUUCUUCUUCAAGCCGAGGAGGAACACACCUUUACUAUGACCCAGCGCGUGAUCACUUCCGGCGAUGAAACCGAGUACUGGCCUCGACUUCAAACAAAGUCAACAUCAUUCUUUCUUGGCCUCAUCAAAUGGGUCUGCGAUGCUGCCUUUUUCUCUAUAGAUGUCAAAGAUGCCUCGUUAUUGCUCCCAGUGCCAGAAGAUACCGGCGUUGUCACUCACGGCUCUUCCAUAUAUUCGCUUCAUUUGCAUUAGCGACGGUCUUUGGUUGUUAUUCCCUAGCUUUCCUAUUAAUGUCUAGCACGGUUUCUUUUGUUUAGGUACUGGAUUCAAGUCGACCAGGCCUCAUGUUGUAUGUUUCUCUGUUAGUAUUGGACUGUAUCUUGAGGGGACAAUAUCACUUAAUGCUUGUUAUGCAACCCUGAAUCAGA